Durio zibethinus is the source of this 1123-nucleotide messenger RNA. Its product is annotated as strigolactone esterase D14-like. NCBI's taxonomy places the organism in Eukaryota, Viridiplantae, Streptophyta, Magnoliopsida, Malvales, Malvaceae. The record is from RefSeq and is a predicted model, not a curated record.
CUUAAUUUAUGCCAAAGAUGAUGAUACUACAAACAAGUCUUCAAGCUGCCAUGAAUGCAAGAAUAAUUGGGUCUGGCAGUGAGACCAUGGUUCUUGCACAUGGGUUUGGAGGAGACCAAUCUGUCUGGGACAAAAUCCUUCCUUACUUAACACAGCAUUACCAGGUUGUCGUUUUUGACUGGACUUUUUCAGGAGCUGUAAAAGAUCCUAACCUCUUUGAUCCUUUGAAAUACUCUUCCUAUGAUGCCUUUGCUAGUGACCUAAUAGCUCUUAUGGACGAGCUUGACUUGAAAUCCUCAGUCUUUGUCGGCCACUCCAUGUCUGGUGUGAUCGGAUGCAUUGCUUCCAUUAAAAGACCUGAACUUUUUAACAGGCUCAUACUUGUUGGAGCUUCUCCUAGGUACAUUAAUAUAGAUGAUUACGAAGGUGGAUUUGAGGAAGAAGCAAUUGACAACAUUCUUUCCAACAUAGAAUCCGACUAUGAGAAUUGGACUUCAAGUUUUGCUAGGCUUGUUGUGGACAAUAAGGAUCCCCAGUCUGUUGAAAACUUUGCAAAAUGCUUGAAGAGGAUGAACCAUGAAUUUGCAGUCCCCUUGUCAAAAACAGUGUUUCGCAGCGACGAAAGGGAUAUUCUUGAGAAGGUUACCACCCCAUGCACCAUUGUCCAGACCACCAAUGACAUUGUCGUGCCAGAUUCAGUUGCCUACUACAUGCAGAAGAAGAUCAAAGGGAAAUCAACUGUGGAGAUUGUCAAAACUGAUGGGCAUUUCCCACAGUUGACUGCGCACCUUGAGUUCCUUGAUGUGCUGGGUGGGGUUUUAGGCUUUGAGAUUUGAUCAGACAAGAAGAUAAGGUCAGAAAUAAAUAUGGCCCUUGCGAUAUACUGUUGUGUGUUGAUGACUUUAUUAUGUGGCUAAAGGAGAGAUCGUUGGCUUGUGUAGAAUAUAUUUAGCUAGUCUUUUCAUCAGCGAUGUUCGUUUUGCUUUUAUUAUAGUUAUUUAAUUAUUGUACCUUUUGGCUUCAUUUUUUUUAGGAAUAUACUUAGGAAACAAGUGAAUGUUGUCUUGAAUUGCAUGUGGUUGAUUUUUAUUAAUUUGCAGAAAAAAAAUUCCAUAUUACAUAU